ACACUGAGCUUAUAUUUCCUACCAUGUUUCGUAACAAAACUGCUUGGUUUUCAAGUUGCGUAAGCGAGACGUGUCUCUACUUUUGGACAUCGGAAGGAGGGACUCUCACAAGUUGGAGGACAGCAGAUUACCUUUUCAGUGAGGACGCAACAUGCCCAGAUACUCUGAGGAUAUUUGAGAGCAAAGAUUACCUCGUGGACAAGGUGACAGUGUUUCACAGCUUGUUUCUGUCUGCGUGUGAAAAGAGGCAGAGUGUUAAAUCGGUGUGCAUCGGUCAUUAUGUGCUACCUCCAACUUCUGUGCAAGAUGAGGUGAGAAAAGUCGUUGGGAGGUUGAUUUGGGAGGGUGAAGGUGAACAGUCAUCUGCACAGGAUCGAAACAUGAAUUCAUUGUGCCUUACAGACGAUGAGCAGGCUGAAAAAGAAGUCAGCAGAAGCGAUUUUGACUCAUCUGAUAUAGACUCAUCAGACUCAAGUGAAGUUCUCGUCUGUAAUCAUUUUAGAAACGCGGUUAACAACAGUUUCACAGGAUAUGUCAGCAUGGACAACCUGCAGAAAUAUUCUGGUGAUUUGUGUGAUAUUCAUCGGAGGGAUUUUAAGUGCUCCACAUGUAAAGGGCUCAUCUGUUGUGUGGAAGCAUAAGCAAACACACACUAAGAGGAAAACAAAAACAUACAAGACCUGAAGAAAUAAGUGUUUAUGACACUGUUACCAGACUGUCAGUAUAAAAUGUAAAUAUAUAUUAAGAUGUGGUUGUGCAGGUUGUGCACGUUACUGCAAUGUGUGGAGAGCAAUAAUUUUCAAUAAAAGGCAGAGGAAGGCUAAUUUAAGUAUACAGCCCAAUGCCAUAAUUUGUAAAAUACUAAAUUAAUUAAAACGAAUCAUAUC
This is a messenger RNA of Cololabis saira (Pacific saury), 887 nucleotides long. RefSeq names its product telomere repeat binding bouquet formation protein 2 (gene terb2). The transcript is spliced from 7 exons. Gene Ontology annotation, cellular component: nuclear inner membrane. The record is from RefSeq and is a predicted model, not a curated record. NCBI's taxonomy places the organism in Eukaryota, Metazoa, Chordata, Actinopteri, Beloniformes, Belonidae. Gene Ontology annotation, biological process: meiotic attachment of telomere to nuclear envelope; homologous chromosome pairing at meiosis. The coding region runs from base 24 to 641 and encodes 205 amino acids.